CCUGUGCCCACGGCGGUGGAAAAAAAGCAGUUUUUCCCCUCACCCACAGCCCGCAUGGCCGCUGGCCCUCCCACAGGAUCCGAUCCCACCAUUAUCCAGCCCAGCGCCGGUGCCCACCGCGGCAUGGCCGCCCCGCGCCUCCAGCGCCUUCUCCUCCGCCGCAUCCCGCACGGCCGCCGGCCCCCCAGCAGGGAUCCCAUCCCACGAACCUAUAGCCCAGCAGGUGCUCACCGAGCCAUGGCCGCCCCGCGCCUCCACCGCCUCCUCCGUCGCCGGACCGCCUCUAACGCCUCCCGCACGGCCUCCGGCCCUCCCGCAGGAUCGGGUCCCACCACCUCCAGCCCAGCGCCGGUGCUCACUGUGCCAUUUCCACCCCGAGCCUCCAUCGCCUCCUCCUCUGCCGGACCGAGUACCGCCGCCACUUCCAGGCUAGCGCCAGUGCUCACAGCGCCAUGGCCGCCCGUCCACCACCGUGCGUUGUCCGAUGUGUGUCGUUCGUCUCCUGAGCGCUCGGACGCGGACCGGGCGCGGUUCCGUCGCUGCUGCCGCAGGUGCUCCACUGCCGUCAUCAUUGGCCAGGAACCCGGUUUUAUCCACGUCUUCCCCAGGGCAACAGAGCCGCAUUUACUUCACUGCUUCUGACUAUGCUUCUCGAUGUGAGCUGAUGUAACCGUUGUUCUUCAGUACGGUAAUUUUUAGCUUCCAGCACUAACCAGAUGGCCCAGACUUUUAUCUUAUUAAUUAAACGGUUCAACUAAAAAGCAAAAAAACCCUUCUGCUGCACGAUCUCCACAAGUAACUGAUUGACUCUUCACUUCAUCUCCCCACGAUCUCCACAAGUAGCUGAUGUAUUCCCAUUUAAAUUGGGUGCUCCACUACACAUUUCAUUCCCAUCGUCCAUCAUAGUAGUCAUACAGCUACCCCUAGUGAGCAAAUCCCUCCCCUACCCUCGUGCACAUUCCCUCCGACAUAUUUGCUGGUUGAUCACAACUUUGGACUUCCUCAGGUACUGGACAAAAUUGGACACCCAGCCUCCCAUCGUGGUUGUUCAUUCCAUGUUGCAUACCUAGGAGCCUUCAGUUGACGGCUAUUGUAGGCCCACUACUAAUUUCAACAGGGAAUAGGUAUGGCGCCUUGUUUGGAUGGCGAGCUAACUUCAACGUCUGGUGGAGGUUGGUUCCAGUUUUAUUUGCACAGAAGUCCCAUGUUGUCUUCCUUUCAGAUUGGGAGUGGAACAGGCGGGUGGAGACGCCGGCCAGUUACAUUAGCAGGGAGCCAUUGGUGGGGUUUGGUAAGGUAUGCUGAUCAUGGUCAAAGCAGAUCAAUCCGUCCGCAUGUUCCAGUGCAGAUCGAUAGCUGAAGCACCACCACAGGAAAUUAGAAGGUCCCCUUGCCUCAGUACGUAUUAUAUAUUGGGUCCUUUGCCCUUGUCUCAACGAUUCAAGAAAUAAUUCUACAUGAAGGAUCAAGAAACGAUGAUUUGUCAUUCAUUGGGGAAAAUAUGAAUAAAGACUAAAAGGUUGUUAUGCUAAGACGAUUCUGGCUGAUAGUUCAAGAAAGACUAAAAGGUUGUUAUGCUAAGACGAUUUUGUGUUACUAAGGUGUUAAAUUAAUCGUAGUUUGUGUUUUGUGUGGAGACAUGUUUCGAUCUACGUAUAUAGUAUAUCCAUUUGUUUUACCAUAUUUUUUUGACUAAUGAAUGUUUUAUCCAUGCAUUUAAUACAAAUUGUAACGAACUGUGA
Molecule: messenger RNA, 1742 nt
Organism: Hordeum vulgare subsp. vulgare (domesticated barley)
Lineage: Eukaryota; Viridiplantae; Streptophyta; Magnoliopsida; Poales; Poaceae
Exons: 5
Coding region: 55-642 (195 amino acids)
Source: RefSeq, a predicted model, not a curated record